UGCAGCUUUCCCCCACCCCCGCCUUUCUGCGGCGCACCGGGCGACCCGCCUCCCUAUAUAAAGCACGGACGGCGCAGGGAGCCUCUCUACUGCCUCCAGGAUGAAUUUCGGAUCGGAUUCUCACUACUUGGCCUCUUCCUACAGGAAGAUCUUCGGGGAGCCUCCCCGCUACUCCUCCCGCCUGGGCAGCUCGACGGCGGGCAGCAGCUACCGCUCGCAGUCGGCGUCCCGCAGCAGCCAUGCCGUCUCGUACCGGCUGGCGCAGGCGGAGAGCCUGGACCUGAGCCAGGCGGCGGCGGUGCACGACGAAUUCCGCCUGACGCGCACCAACGAGAAGGAGCAGCUGCAGGGCCUCAACGACCGCUUCGCCGGCUACAUCGAGAAAGUGCGGCAGCUGGAGCAGCACAACCGACUGCUGGAGACCGAGCUGGGCGCGUUGCGGCAGCGCCAUGCCGAGCCCAACCGGCUGGCCGAGCUGUUCCAAGCCGAGCUGCGAGAGCUGCGCGCCCAGCUGGAGGAGACCGAGGCCUCCCGGGCGCAGGCGGCGCUCGACCGCGAGCGGCUGGCCGAGGAAGUGCAGCGCUUGAGGGCGCACUGCGAGGACGAGGCCCGUGCCCGGGCGGAGGCCGAGCAGGCGCUGCGGGCGCAGCAGCGCGAGGUGGACGGCGCCACGUUGGCGCGCCUGGCACUGGAGAAGAAGGUGGAGGCGCUGCUCGACGAGCUGGCCUUCGUGCGCAAAGUGCACUCGGAGGAGCUGGCCGAGCUGAGCGCCUCGCUGCAGGUGCCCGCACUGGCCACUGUCGAGCCGGACGCCACCAAGGCCGACCUGACGGCGGCCCUCAAGGAGCUGCGCGGCCAGUACGAGGUGCUGGCCGCUAAGAACCUGCAGGCGGCCGAGGAGUGGUACCGUGGCAAGUUCGCCAACCUGAGCGAGCAGGCGGCUCGCAGCAACGAGGCCAUCCGCGCCAGCCGCGAGGAGAUCGGAGAGUACCGCCGCCAGCUGCAGGCGCGCACCCUCGAGGUGGAGAGCCUGCGCGGCGCCAACGAGUCCCUCGAGCGGCAGCUGCACGAGAUGGAGGAGCGCCACCACGCCGAGGCCGUCGGCCUGCAGGACACUGUCAAUCAGUUGGAGAGUGAUCUGAGAGACACAAAAAGUGAAAUGGCUCGGCAUCUGAGAGAAUACCAAGAUUUGCUCAAUGUCAAAAUGGCCCUGGAUAUAGAGAUAGCAGCAUACAGGAAACUGCUGGAGGGUGAGGAGACGCGUUUUAGCACUUCAAGCAUCAGCAUUUCAUCAAUGAAUCCCCCUUCCAACCCCACUUACUCCUUCCAGCCCAGGUUCUUCAGUUCCUCUAUGGCCAGCAGUUCCAAAAUAUCCCCCACUUUCUCUUUUAAGAAAGAGGAGAAAGAAGAGGCUAAAUUGGCUUCAAAAAUCUCAUCAAGCCAAGUAGGGGAAGCCUUUGCUGAAAUGAUUGAGGAGACCAUAACAUCCACUAAGAAAACUGAACGAACAAAUCUGGAAGAGGGGGGUGCUGCAAACCAAAAAGUGUAACCUUUCACCUUAAGUACAAUGAACCUUUAACGGGGGAACAAUAUAGCUUAGACCUUUAAAUUGCCUAUGCCUGAAUUAAGGUGCUUACCAGCUCAUGUACACAUAAAGUUCUAAUCACAUCACUAGACUAGUUUAGUAAGAGCACCACAUCCAGAAUCACUAGGAGGAAAGAAAGGGGAGGGGGCUCAAAGUUUGAUGUUUUCUGGGGAGGGACUGUAGGAAAACUAGUUGGCAAACUGCAGAGUUAUAUAAUAGCCAGAUCUCACAAUUUCUAAAUUAAGCAAAGAGGGAAGUCUCAGAAGUGCAGCUAGUAGGAAAAGGUAAAACCUACACAUUAUAGUUAAUGACUCAGGGCUCCUUCAUGAUGUCUGACUUAAUUGCUGAACCUGCUAUUCAGUAUCAGUUGAAAAGUGAACCCCCUUCACAGGUAAGAUACAAAAUAUCCAGGAAUUGCACCUUGUCAGGGAAGUGCAGAUUAAUCUUCAUUACCUGUGUCUUGAAGGCAAGUAAUUAGAUGAUUUAUUCUGUUUCCAGUUCUUCUGGACCAUAGGGAUAGAGAAAAUGGGGCAUUUUGUUUGCCUUGCUGUGUCGUUGGUGUACUCUAGAAAGAAGCACAAUGCAUUCAAAAAUACUAGGAGGAAGCUACUGACAUUUAUAAGGUGCAAAUGUCUUUAGGAAGAUAAAUACUAAGCCACACAAUAACUAUGGACAAACUUUCUGUACCAAUGCACAUGGGAGCUCUCUGUCAUAUGAUAGCACAUAGUGAAGAUGCACUUAAGUAUAUCUUCGUUAUCUUGGGAUUGCUCACUGGUGCAUCUUCCCCUUUUAAAAAACCUACAUGGUAAAAUAAUUAGGAGUAUUAGAGCCCUGCUUUUCUGUUAGAAGCAUGGACAGUCAUUUCUGUGAUUACAUUGUGAACCAUUGUUCUGUCCAUUUCACUUUGUGCCAUAUUUGUAGAUUUAAAAUAGUAAUUGCUUACAAUCAGUAGUGCCAGCAAAUAAGAAUAAAGGAAACAGGUAUGCUGUAAUCAGUUCCGAGGUUUAGCUUUAGCCUUGUAUGAAAAUAAGGCUAAAAGAAAAAAGAUCCACUCUCUUGAGUUUUCUCUAGAGCACAGAUUCCUAACUUCGUUUCAAAAGAUGAGAUAUCUGGUUUCCUAUUGCCAUAAUCGGCAACUCAAAACCAUGGAUAUCCUGGCUUUUGAUUCACUAUUAGAAGGUGUAGUAGAAUUAUGCCAGAAUUAUGCCAGCUGCUUAUUUCUAUAUUAUGGAAAGCAAUAUGGGUUCUAUGUGCUGUAUUAGAGACAAAGUUUGUUAAUAACAUACUAUUAAGGUAUUUUUUCUUAAUGUAUUUUCUUAAAUGUACUCACUGCCACAUGAUAACCUCACCAGUGUAUUGUAGUGGUUCUUCUGCCUUUUCUCUAAUAGACUUAGAGGAGCAUAUUUAUUAACCUUGCCAGCCAGACUUGGAAAUGAUGCAGCUGCACACAUACACAGAAUCACUUCUGCUUGGUAAAUAACAACUGGUGCUGUAGACUGAUUAAUGAAAUUCUGACCAUUUCAAGACACUGGCAGACUGAAUCCACAUGUUUGCAGCAAAUGACACAAACAAGUAGAGUCACAGGGAGGAAAGAUUCACACCUACUAUUUUCUCAAAAAGGAAUCCUGAUAAGAUAGAAUCCAAUCUUCCAUCUGGAUCUGCUAAUCUUCAGUGCACCUUUUCAGUCUACCAUUUGAAUAUGUGCCAAGUUUUAUAUAGAACUUACUAGUGUGGAUUUUCUUUCAAUGCCUUAAAAUUGCCAGCAGAAUUUGCUUCCUGCAAAAGCUGAAGAUUGUGUGUUAUUGUGAUGUGUUUGCAUUAAUGCAUCCUGCCACAAGGUUUGAUCACACAAAACCAUCAUGUCCUAUCAGUUUCACUGCAAUAGUUUCCUGAACUAACAGAAACUGUUUCGCUCACAUUCUUUCCUCCUCUUCUGUAAGGCACAAAUAAAUAAAGAUGACAUGUCUUGAGGCA
Molecule: messenger RNA, 3559 nt
Organism: Lacerta agilis (Sand lizard)
Lineage: Eukaryota; Metazoa; Chordata; Lepidosauria; Squamata; Lacertidae
Gene: INA
Product: internexin neuronal intermediate filament protein alpha
Exons: 3
Coding region: 101-1549 (482 amino acids)
Biological process (GO): intermediate filament organization
Cellular component (GO): intermediate filament; postsynaptic intermediate filament cytoskeleton; cytoplasm
Molecular function (GO): structural constituent of postsynaptic intermediate filament cytoskeleton
Source: RefSeq, a predicted model, not a curated record